Molecule: messenger RNA, 2017 nt
Organism: Zingiber officinale
Lineage: Eukaryota; Viridiplantae; Streptophyta; Magnoliopsida; Zingiberales; Zingiberaceae
Product: L-type lectin-domain containing receptor kinase IX.1-like
Exons: 2
Coding region: 2-1879 (625 amino acids)
Biological process (GO): protein phosphorylation
Cellular component (GO): plasma membrane
Molecular function (GO): protein kinase activity; carbohydrate binding; ATP binding
Source: RefSeq, a predicted model, not a curated record
AAUGCCUACAAACUUUGCUCUCUUUUUCUUGGGAAUUCUUAAUGUUCCCUUGGCGACUGCUCUCUCCUUCGACUUCCCUUCCUUCGACCAAAGCAGUCUUUCCAAAAUCACACUUCAAGACCAUGCAUCAUGGUCUAGUUCUAAUAACGGUUGCUUUCAGCUUACCAGAAGUGAGCGAGAUGGCAAUAUGCAAUCUAGCCAGGGAAGAGCCGUAUACGCGGACCCUCUUCUGCUCUGGAAUAAUUCUGAUUACCUGACCGAUUUCUCCACCCAUUUCGCCUUUAUAAUCAACCCGAAUGGCCAAAGGCAGCCAGGAGAUGGCAUGGCUUUCUUCCUCUCUCCAUUUCCUUCCAACUCCAGUAGCUAUCCCAAUUCCGGUGGCUGCGGCCUCGGCUUGUUCAGUGCUAUGGUAUGUCAGUCAUCGACAGACAGCAUCUCCUCACAGCCGGUUCCGAUUGUGGCAGUGGAGUUUGACACGUACCCAAAUCCUGCACUCGACGAUCCAUCGACUCCUCAUGUCGGGAUCGAUGUCGGCUCAGCCAGGUCAGUUGAGUACAAAACAUGGGACGCCGAUGGAGGUGAUGACAAAUGGCAGGGAGAUGCAUGGGUGAGCUACGAUUCAGGCACUCAUAAUUUAAGUGUUGUCCUAGCUCUAAGAUCAAAUGGGUCCCGUACUACGAAUUACAGCCUUAGCUACAUCGUGGACCUUCGGGAGGUGCUUAUCUCAUCCGAGGUUGCGGUAGGGUUCUCGGCAUCGACGGGAAUUAAUAAUGAGACACACACACUUUUAUCAUGGAAUUUAUCUUCGACUCUGGUGAAACAUCCUCCCGUGCGACGACGCAAAAGCAAAACAGGGCUCAUUGUUGGCAUGGUCACAGGGGUAGGGACCCUCCUCCUCCUCUUGCUGUUGGGUUUCGUGUUCUUGUGGAGCAGGAAGAAGAGGGCCAACAUUAUCAGGGACCAGCACCAGCUGCUUGAUGAUGGCUUAGAGAUACAAGGAAGGCCAAAUGGGUUCUCGUACGAAGAGCUAGCCGCUGCCUCGAGGAACUUCUCUGAGGACGUCAAGCUUGGGGAAGGUGGAUUCGGCUCGGUCUACAAAGGCCGUCUGGAGAGAUUGAACGUUGACGUCGCCAUUAAGAGGUUCGCCAAGGAGUCGUCCAAGCAAGGAAAGAAAGAGUACUUCUCUGAACUCAACGUCAUAAGCCGGCUCGGACAUCGUAAUCUGGUUAAGCUGGUCGGCUGGUGCCAAGAACAACAAGAACUCCUCCUCGUCUACGAGUUCUUGCCCAACGGUAGCCUCGACUCGUGGCUGUACUCCGCGCAAAAUCAUUUGAGGUGGCCGGAGAGGUACAAGAUCGCACUCGACUUGGCCUCUGCGAUGCUCUAUCUCCAGCACGAAUGGGAGCAGUGCGUGCUGCAUCGCGAUGUCAAGCCGAGCAAUAUCAUGUUGGACUCUGCAUUUAACGCCAAGCUAGGAGACUUCGGCCUCGCUAGGCUCAUCGACCACGACCUCAGCUGGAAGACCACGGUGAAUGCCGGAACGCUGGGGUACAUGGCCCCUGAAUAUCUUGACAGUGGCAAAGCCAGCAAAGAGUCAGAUGUCUAUAGCUUUGGAGUCGUGGCCCUCGAGAUUGCUUGUGCGAGAAGACCGAGCACGGGCAAACUAGUGGAACGGGCGUGGGAAUUUUAUGCCAAAGGCAGAGUAGUUGAAGCAGCCGAUGAGAAGCUAAACGGUGAAUUUGAUGAACAACAAAUGGAGCAAGUGUUGGUUGUAGGAUUGUGGUGUGCUCAUCCAGACUUCAAUCUGCGACCCUCAAUGAAGCAGGCGAUAAACGUGCUCAAUGGGCAGACAGCACUGCCAAAUCUUCCUCCGUGCUAAAAGAUAAACUUGAUUUUAAUGAAGAAUGUAGUUAUUAUUGUUUGUCAAGAGAUACUGAACUGAAUCUUGUGUGUUUGUUUCGUUUAUCAAAUUUAUGUGACCUGAUUUAAUAUAUGGUAUGGUAGCAAAAGUGGUAUU